CCGGCGUCCUCCUCCUCCUGCUGCUGCUUCCGCCGCAUCGUGUACUCUCCCCCCCCCCCUCUCACUCACUCCUCCUUGCUCCUCCCAGCUCAGGCAAGUCUUCUCAGCCUCGACUCGACUCGACCGCCCGCGCCGAUUUCCCCUUCGUCCCGCGAGCUUCCGCCCUCCGGAAAAUGCUAAACCUUAUUAAGAUAAAGGGUCAAAAGAAGGAAGAUGCAGCAAAUGCAAAUGGAAAGCCUCCUGCCAAAAAGCAAAGUCCAGGGGAGUUGCGUCUUCACAAAGAUAUUGCUGAGCUUAACCUUCCUAAGUCAACUAGAAUUUCUUUUCCUAAUGGCAAGGAUGAUCUAAUGAACUUUGAAGUUACUAUUCGACCUGAUGAGGGGUAUUAUGUAGGUGGUAAAUUUGUUUUUACCUUCCAAGUUCCUCCUGCCUACCCUCAUGAACCACCCAAAGUCAAGUGCAAGACUAAGGUCUAUCAUCCCAAUAUUGACUUGGAGGGAAAUGUAUGCCUGAACAUUCUGCGUGAAGAUUGGAAGCCUGUCCUGAAUGUCAACACGAUUGUAUAUGGCUUGAAUCUUCUUUUCUCACAACCCAAUGAUGAAGAUCCCCUAAACCACGAGGCAGCAGCAGUUCUUCGAGAUAACCCAGAAAAGUUUGAGAGAAAUGUCCAGAGGGCAAUGGCUGGAGGCUAUGUCGGUGAAGUCCACUUCCCUAGAUGUAUGUAAGACCUGAAGAUGGUGAUCAGCAUCUGACGUAUCUGCUGCUGCCCUUUCUCCUACCAAUGCUCUAUGGUGGAAGUAGUAUAACUAUUGAGGAACUCCUCUUGUUAUGUACCAAUGGCACUCGCUAGAAAGUAAGUUAGCGAGGCAAUCGUACACUUGAUGUUUAGAACUCGCGAUCUGAAGACUCUGAAUUAACCUGUUGUGGCAAA
Messenger RNA from Oryza brachyantha (malo sina), 931 nucleotides. RefSeq names its product NEDD8-conjugating enzyme Ubc12-like. Lineage: Eukaryota; Viridiplantae; Streptophyta; Magnoliopsida; Poales; Poaceae. The coding region runs from base 174 to 725 and encodes 183 amino acids. The record is from RefSeq and is a predicted model, not a curated record. The transcript has 6 exons.